Cherax quadricarinatus is the source of this 5271-nucleotide messenger RNA. The record is from RefSeq and is a predicted model, not a curated record. NCBI's taxonomy places the organism in Eukaryota, Metazoa, Arthropoda, Malacostraca, Decapoda, Parastacidae.
AUGUGCCGGUACUUCCCAGAGGGCGCACGCUACCUGGGUCCCGCAGAAGCUGUCCUAUUUGACCUGGGCUGCAGGUUCCUGUCGAGUGUGGGCGUGGGCGAAGCGUGGGCGGCUGUGGUCAGCGGUAACGUCACUCACGAGGCCAUAGUCACACGGACGCCCCUGCCACUCAAUAUUCUCAGUAGCUACGAUGAUGUCCUGCGUCCUGUCCACCAAGGACUGGCUCUCAGUGUGGUAGUACCAGCACGUCCAACCUUGCAGUGUAGGUGGCACAGCCGCCCGGGGAUGGCACAACAGAGACACUUCUGCGACACCUACGAUGGCUUUCCUGAGUUGUGUAGGUGCGAGCAUCCUCUCACCCCACCAUCUGCCACUCUCAGAGCACCAAGAAUGGCACUGAAGGAGAGCAUCCCGUGUGUGGUGGCAACGUCAAAGCAUCCUUACCACUUGUACAGAGUUCUGCUACAGCUGGUACAGAUGGCUGGUGGGGCCCAGACACCAUUUUUCAUCAGGCUGGAGGGUGACUGCCCAGCCACAGAGGACCUCGCCCGACUAUUCAAUAUCCCCUUCAGGAAGUACUACACACCGGUGGUGGACAAGAGUACACAGAGCGUGACACAGCUGAUCUCUGUGGUGACACGGAGUGCAGUGAAUGACACCUUCACCUGGUACCCACACGCUGACAAGGUCAUCUUCAUGGAAGAUGAUGUGCUCCUCAGUCCGGACUUUCUCUGGUACUUCCAGCAGACAGCUCAACUCAUGGACGAUGACCCAACCAUACUGGCGGUCUCAGCACACCACACUUACUCCUUUCCUGGGCUGGGCUUCAACCCAACACGACUUCUUCGUGGGAUCAUGCCUCCUCAGUGGGGGUGGAUGGCGACGCGCAGGUUUAUCCAGGCUUGGGCCCCAGAUUACUGGGGAGACUGGGACUACUGGGUGAUGGCCAUGGCACGGUCGAAGGGUCUAGAUAUAGUGUUUCCCGAAAUAUCUCGCUCCCUCCACGCUGGAAGCUGUGGCACUCACAUUGACGGCUUCCUCCAGGCAAUGGUCUUCAGUCGGCAGUCAGCCAUUCGCACCCUCACGAAUCUUACUGGCAUUGAUGGAUUAUUUCGAGAGGCGUACUCAGCAGAGGUGCACAGUGAUGUGGCCCGAGCCACACCUCUCACUCUGACAUCACCAAGUGACUGUGGCCCUAACCUUGUGCCAAUUAAACAGGACGGUCCAUUUGUUAUGUUCUUCAGUGACCAGCGGGAACGCUACGCUAUCUUACUAUGUCUUGGAAUGUACACUGGUGACAUACGGGGAGACUUCGAGCAUGUGCAGAUCCUACGGAUCCAAGGCCACAAGCUGUACCUGGUAGAGUGCCCACAGUCACCACACUGUGUGAGUGUACCUCAACACUACACAGCUGUACCUCAUGAUGACCACCUGAUGGAGGCACUGACGGCCCUUGAUUUCUUCCGACGGAGCCGGGAGCUGCGAACAGCCUUUCGGGUCAGACGACCCUCUCGGGAUUUCCUGGAGGAGGCGCAGCUGGACAAUGUUAUCACAGGGUAUGCUGUCACCGGCAUGGAUGGUCCCACACUCUUCCUGAAUAAGGGACUGGUGAUGCCAAUAGAAACACAAAAGGUGCCAAGCGGGAUUUUUGGGUCUACCAGUCAAUAUGACAUUAUUAGUGAAAGUGAACCAAGUGGCAAUGCACAGUUCCAAAUUCAUGAUAUUUACUCAUUGAAAAAUGCUGUGAAAGACAGUGAAUUUGAAAAGUUUUACGAAGACAUUAGUGACAAAGUUAAAAACAAUGACAGUCUGCAUUCUGUAGUUAAAAUCAACCAUGAAGCUGAUGUAAGACCAAUGAAGGUAUUCAGAAAUCAGAGAGCAAUAAGUAUUGAAGCGAUGGGUCCACACACAUACGCUUACUACAAAGUCUGCGUAACGUCCACCUGUGUAGUUUGGGAUCCCUUGUUACCCCACCAGCAUCUGCCGUACCUGCUGAAUGUUGCAGCUGAGAAGUCCCAAACUGACAAUAUUUCAUAUGAUGUGACUUUAGAAUUCACUGUCCAAGAUUUUUAUAACAAUCCAGGCUUGUUCGAUUAAUAUCACUAAAUUCUGAACAGUUCCUUAUACAAUGUACUGUACGCGAAGUAGUGCAUAUAAAUCUGUUCAAAUAUUAUACAAUCGGUGAUUUAUUCAUCUGGCUUGUGAAUAAAGUGCUCUUGUGAGGGGAUAAUAUUAACAGUAUGAUAACUAAACAUGAUCAUUCUAGAAUUACUUUAUCUAGGUAUAUUUCCUUUUACUUACUGCCCCCUGUUCACCCAUCAGUAAAUAGGUAUCCGAGGAAGGCGAGACAUAGGCAAUGAAAGUCUUUCCAUCUGCUGCCCCUGUUCACCUAGGAGUAAAUAAGUAUACCUGGGUGCUAGCAGACUUGUGGAUUACAUCCUGAGGGACAAGAUUAACCUGAAAUACUCUACAUAACCAGGAGCUUUCGCUAUAGUAUGCCAGUGAUGUCAGCUAGGUCUGUAUCAGUUGUACCAUGUAAUUGUUGAAAUAGUUUAUUAUUAUUUUCUUAACUGGUGGUGAACAGGGGACCCAGAGUGUCAUCGAUAGGCCUAAUUAACCAACCACCCAAAUCAAUCAGGGUAAUCACACAAUACCUAGUAACCACUUUGAUAAUAAUAAUAAUAAUAAUGUAAGUAAAAAUAAUUCUCAUGAAAAUGAUUCAUAAUUCGUAAUAUAGUGUUUGUGUUUGAAUUCUCCCUUCAAGGGAAAUUGGUUAAAGGCUCGUGAUCCGAGGAACUGCGAAUAAAAAAAAAUGAAAUUCCUUUCUCCUCCCUUGGAUCAAGUCUGAUUAGCUUCCAUUCCAUAGGCACUGUAGGACCCCUCCUGGUUUAACGCUUUCCCAUAAAUAUACGUGUCCAUGAAGUCAUUAUGCAGAUAAAAUAUAUUUUGGUUAACUUUACAGUUUUCUUUCGUACAUAACAACUAUAGGUUUACAACUAACUGGUAGCUAUGAAGAUUUAACCUAGGAUAACAAAAGACAGGUUAGUGUGAUUUAUUUGUUUAUAUAUAGCAACGAAAUAUUAAAGUUUGACUUUAAAAAUUGUCUACUGUUAGAAGCUAAGAUGUCAAGGAUACUGAGUCGACUUAUUAUUUUGUUUAAAAUAAGGGCCACAAGUAUAAGCCAUAUUAUUUUCACGAAAUUACGGUAUACGUACUGGAAAAUUUUGAGGAAUUUACAUAAAAUCCUCUGAACGCUUAUAUCUAGACUUCAUUAAGUAUGUAUGAUGAACUUUUGUAUGAUAAUCGACACCAUGCCCAGCCCUUCUAGAGUAAGGUAGGUGCCUGAGCCCGAGCUUGCAGCUUAGCAGACCAGAGAGCCCUAGCUUCACCCUACGAGAAGCUAGGCCUGGGGACAGUUGGUCCCAAAGAUGAGGGGGUACUUGUGCCUCCUAUGGGAGACUUAGGUCUCAGACACUCCCUAGACAGGGAGCCAAGGCCGGGCCACCACUUGGAAAAGGCCUGGGCCGGGAGAAAUAAGAUAAGAUUUCGUUCGGAUUUUUAACCCCGGAGGGUUAGCCACCCAGGAUAACCCAAGAAAGUCAGUGCGUCAUCGAGGACUGUCUAACUUAUUUCCAUUGGGGUCCUUAAUCUUGUCCCCCAGGAUGCGACCCACACCAGUUGACUAACACCCAGGUACCUAUUUGCUGCUAGGUGAACAGGACAAUAGGUGUAAGGAAACGUGUCGAAAUGUUUCCACCCGCCGGGAAUCGAACCCGGGCCCUCCAUGUGUGAAGCGGGAGCUUUAGCCACCGGUCGAAUCUUUAAUAAUAAUGAUGACGCUAAUCCAUGUUUUGGGUUUUAAACUAUCAUUAACUGGUGAUGUACAGAUGUCAUAAAGCCUUUAUUGACUAGUGUGGUCUAUAGACGUAUAUAAAAACAAUUUAUAAAAUGUUAUAAUGGUGGAAUUACCAACAAUGUGUUAGGUAAAAGGACACAUGUGCAACUCUCCUUUUACCUAACAUAACAGUAUAAAACAGCCAAAUUAGCAUCCCCUUUAGUAAAUUAUUAAGCGUCUAUAGAACUACAAUUUAAUUUGCAUAAACAUUUGUAAACCAAAUAUUAUUUCUAUUUUAACGUAGUUACCCACAAAUUUACUUUUGUUUUCUUUGAUAGUAUCAGGCCGGAUCCUGCGCAGUCAGCCUUUUUAUACUGAAUAAUCCACAACAAAUAAAUUUGGAAAAAUUAUUACAUUAUAUUACGUUAGCAAGACAUACGUAAAUCAGCCAGAUUUACUUAUUUCGGAAGAUCAUUAACAGAGAGACGAAUAAAUCCAUUAUAAUAAUAAUCCAUAUAAUGGAGACGCCAGGCCGCGACCCACGGAAUCAGUGGUCCAUGUGCAGACGAACACGGGAACAAAGACAAUUUUCCUGGUCUCUCCCGGUCAUUGUUAUGCUCGUAUAUUUUACUGUGUGAUCUGUUGAUCUUCAUAAUUACUUACCGAAAUCUGGAAACUGUAACUGACCAUUAGUUAGAAGAUAUCAUGUUUUAGCUAAAUUAUUAUGGUUAUUAUUAUACCCGAGGCCCUUACCUUCUGGUGUAUACACAAACCAUAAUUUGAAAGGGGCGGUUAUAGUACUAAUGGUUAUAAUUUUAAUUUUUAAGAGAGGGUGGACCGGUAAGCCAGCGGAAGGCCUCAGUCAGAUGACCAAAAGCUCCAGCUACGGGUCAUAUUCAAAUUCAGAUUUUUAUUUCUUUGCAAAGUUUACAAUGUGUGACUGAUAUGUUAUAAGGAGUCUAUUCCCAUGCAUAGUUUACAAUGUUUAAUUACAAUAUUGAUUUGCAAGUGCAACGAAAGCCACUAUCAUGCCGAGGCAUUUCUAAGAUUACGACCCACGUUAGGAAACAUUUGUAAUAUUUCCUGACAAACCUAACCUAACCUGGUGUGUAUUACCAUAUUAUAUAUAUCUGCCUUGAAGGGAUACAACCUUAAUGCUUCAUUAAAUUAUGUUUAUUAGGGGUUAUUUUAUAUUGUAAAUAAAUAUCAUCGAUUUAUAAAUGAGGAAAUAAAAACAUUACUGUUUAAGGUUAAGAAUUCCCAAGAAAUAAGUUUUAUUCAGGCUAAAUUUAUUGAUUUUUUUUUAAUUCUACUUUAUUAUGUAUUCGCAGGGAAGUAAUAUGCGGGGUAUAUACAUUGAGAUGUGUAUGUAUAUACUGAGAGUUUACUUUUAUCCCUAGUUUAGGGAUUUGAAUAUUCUUGAUUAUGUGAGUUAG